AUGGGCUCCACGCUGUACCACGCGCGACCGAGGCCGUUUACUCGCGACACGACCAUCGGUGACUACUUCCCCUCGUACGACCGCUGGGCCACUUCGAACACCGGUGCGCACCACUACGACUUCGAUAGACACAACGCCGAGUUGGAGGAGCUGGACCGAAGCGGACGCCGCGCGAGGUCAGCGAGCGGGGGCCUCGGGAUCGUCAACAGAUCGUGGGCCACGUCCCCCGUCACGUCUCCCGUCUUGUCGUCGCGUCCUGCCUUCAAGCGCGAAGGCUUGCAGAACCUGGGCAAUACGUGCUACAUGAACGCGGUGCUUCAGUCGCUACUCUCCCUGGAGACGUUCGUGUCGGACAUGAACAGAGAUGAAUUCAUUCAGGCGCUGCCUUACACGUCGUUCUACCAGGCCCUCCUGCAGAUCGCUGUUGAAAUGAGGCGCGAGAAGCACGGCAUCAUUAAUCCGUGGCCAGUCAAAGACGCCGUUGCUCGGAUGGCCAAGCAAUUCUCGGACUGGAUGCAACAGGAUGCGCACGAGUUCUUGGUGAGCUGCCUGGAUCAGUUGGAGGGCGAGAUCGACAAGAUCGGCCAGGAUAGCCGCGAGAAGGCCAAAGCGGAGGUCGGCGCGAGCUCCUCGAGCUCAACGCUGGUCAUUCUGUCGGAAGAGGAGAAGCAAGCCGAACGCGUAAGGAACGACAAGUGCCCGAUCUUCCUCAACUUCGAGUCGGAGGUGGAGCACACCUUCACCUGUCGCAAUCCAGCCUGCGAAAACGUAGCCCGAAAGCCAGAGAUCUUUAGGGACUUCUCACUCGAGAUCAUCGAACCGCCGCCCGGAGCAAGCGAGACAGACAAACGCAGUAACAAGCCAUCGGUGCAAGACCUGGUCAAGUUUUGGUUUCAAGGCGACGAGGUUGUGGAAAUGCGAUGUGGCAAGUGUGAGGAGGCAGGAGAAGCAGAUGUCGGACACAACUUUCUACGACUUCCGCGUGUGCUCAUACUGCAUCUCAAGCGCUUCAAGCCGCUACCGACGGACAUCUUCACGAUCCGCAAGCUCCAGGACAUGGUCCGCCUCAACAAAACCAUUGAUCUCGGGCCGCUCAACCUUCCAUCUCACGACGCCGCGUUCAGUCCCACCUCUCGCUCUCCAUCUUCCUCGCAUUCGCCGUCGUCAGCCCCGUCUCCCUCUCCAUCAUCGCCCUUUUCGACCUCUGUGGCGUCGGUCAAGUCGGCGGAGUUCAAGGUGCCCGCACCGCAUUCCAAGGUGGUCGUUCCUCCCACGUCGUCAUUCCCCACCGGUGGUGCAAAAGGCGGGGAACGCAUCGACGACGACCUGUCUACGAUCAUCGAAGGAAGUCUCGCCAACAACAAGCGACAGCGGACGCAGAGCAGUGAUUCCACGAGCACCUCGACCAACGGCACCAAGCUGAGUGAGGAGGAGAUGAUGGCGCGAGCGCUGAAGGAGAGCGAAAUGACCUUUGCAGCGGUGGAGCAGGCCAAGGAGGAAGAGCGGAUCAGAAAGGAGCAGGAGGAGCUCGACAUGGCCAUCGCCCUGUCGUUGGAGGAGGGACAAGACGAUGAACAGAGAGUCAGCAUGAAGAGGAAGAGGAGCACCAACGCCACUGAGGUACCUCCUGAGAUCAUCGUAUAA
This is a messenger RNA of Acanthamoeba castellanii str. Neff, 1644 nucleotides long. RefSeq names its product ubiquitin carboxyl-terminal hydrolase. Gene Ontology annotation, molecular function: cysteine-type deubiquitinase activity; cysteine-type endopeptidase activity. Gene Ontology annotation, cellular component: nucleus; cytosol. The record is from RefSeq and is a predicted model, not a curated record. Lineage: Eukaryota; Discosea; Longamoebia; Acanthamoebidae. The coding region runs from base 1 to 1644 and encodes 547 amino acids. The transcript is spliced from 7 exons. Gene Ontology annotation, biological process: protein deubiquitination; G1/S transition of mitotic cell cycle.